ACAGAGUGUAAAAGAUAAUGCAAUUUCAAGCAUAAGAUUGACAUUGAACAUAAAUUUUGUCAACAUGGCACAGACUCAACCUGCGCAAGCUAGACCUUGGAAUCCAAGUUCAGGUUUUAAGCACACGGACAGAGAAAGAUGGAUCUGUGUUUAUCCUGCUUACAUCAAUAGUAAAAAAUCACUCAAAGAAGGAAGACGCCUUCAAAAACAAGUAUGUGUAGAUAAUCCAACAGUUCAAGAAAUUAAAGAUGUGUUGAUACAAUCAGGAUUACAUAUAGGUAUAGAAAACAAAGUCUAUCCAAGAGAACUUGACCAUAGAGAUCCUAAGUGUCGAGGAAGAGUUAGAGUACAGUUAAAAACAGAAGAUGGACAGCCAUUCAUGGAAAAAUUUCCUGAUCGUGAUUCUGUCCUAACAUACAUUGCUGAAACAAUACCCAAGCUAAAAACCAGAAUUGCAGGGAACCAGUCAUCACAGCAACCUGCUCAAACACAACAGGCAACAAAAGGACAGAAAAAGAAAGGCAGGAAGGGAAAAUAAAACAAAGGAAGGGACAUAACUCUUGUGUGAAAGUUUAAAGAUGAUGGGAGACAACUCUGUAAUGCUUGUGAUAUAUGGAAGUUUCAUUUGUAUUGUUCACAUCAUUAAUUUGUGACUGAUUUGUACACUAUAGCUCAUGUGAAUCUUGGCAUUUCCUCCUGUCAGUUGGUAACAGUCCAUUCCAGCAUUUUCAAAGUUAACUUAAGACGUCGGAAAAAAAUAUUGAAUACUAAAUUUCAAAGGUGUUGUAUCAUGAAAGAAAAGAAAAGGCAUGUCAACUCCAAAGGCUGGCCAUAAUUCACUUUCUAGGGGUUUUGUCUACAAUGUGCUACUCCCAUCUUGGACACAAAGGGACAUUCAGAAAUGGUGUCACCUCUGUGCCACUACCAUUUGGACAGUUGGAAAUGCCAAACUCUUCUUAUGUUUACAUGUAUGUUUUUGUUAUUGGAACUUAAGAAAACCUUUCAACAGAGAUUUGAUAAAUAUUUUUUGCUAUGUUUGUUGUUUUUUUUUUUAUUGAGGACAGUUACUUGAUGAAAAACUCUAUAAUGAAGGACUAGGGAAUUAAAAAGUAAAUUAACUUUAUAAAAUAAAAAUAAACAACACAUGUAUUUAUUACAAUGGAGUAAAAUUAUGUAUUGUUUUUACAUUAAAUUUGAAAGUAAAUACAUAA
This is a messenger RNA of Mytilus californianus (California mussel), 1211 nucleotides long. RefSeq names its product signal recognition particle 19 kDa protein-like. Gene Ontology annotation, biological process: SRP-dependent cotranslational protein targeting to membrane; SRP-dependent cotranslational protein targeting to membrane, signal sequence recognition. Lineage: Eukaryota; Metazoa; Mollusca; Bivalvia; Mytilida; Mytilidae. The record is from RefSeq and is a predicted model, not a curated record. The transcript has 5 exons. Gene Ontology annotation, molecular function: 7S RNA binding. Bases 65 to 538 code for a protein of 157 amino acids. Gene Ontology annotation, cellular component: signal recognition particle, endoplasmic reticulum targeting.